CUUUUAUGACGUAGGACAAUGCCUGCCACGCGUCGGAACUAGGCUGCUGGCGCGGCCACCCCGCGCCAGUGACACGCAUAAGGGAACGCGGUGGUCAUCUGGGGCCGACUCUCGGAAUCAUGCAUUUCUUAUUUAGGUUAAUCAUUUUCUUUUACCUGUGGGGCAUUUUUACUACUCAGGGACAAAAGGCAGAGGAGAGCAUAGAGGAAGUGAAAAUAGAAGUUCUGCAUCGUCCAGAAAACUGUUCUAACACAAGCAAAAAGGGAGACCUGCUAAAUGCCCAUUACGACGGCUUCUUGGCUAAAGACGGCUCGAAAUUCUACUGCAGCCGGACACAAAAUGAAGGCCACCCCAAAUGGUUUGUUCUUGGUGUUGGACAAGUCAUAAAAGGCCUAGACAUUGGGAUGAUGGAUAUGUGUCCUGGCGAGAAGCGAAAAUUGAUUAUACCCCCUUCAUUUGCAUAUGGAAAGGAAGGCUAUGAUACCUCCACAUUCUGCCUGCUACCAGGGCACCCACAUCUCUCAUCAAUAGAAGGCAAGAUUCCACCUGAUGCAACACUGAUUUUUGAGAUUGAGCUUUAUGCUGUGACCAAAGGACCACGGAGCACUGAAACAUUUAAACAGAUAGACACGGACAAUGACAGGCAACUUUCUAAAACUGAGAUAAGUCAUUACCUGAAAAAGGAAUUUGAAAAAGAUGAGAAGCCACGUGACAAGUCAUAUCAGAAUGCAGUUUUAGAAGAUAUUUUUAAGAAGAACGACCAUGAUGGUGAUGGCUUCAUUUCUUCUAAGGAAUACAAUGUCUAUCAACAUGAUGAACUAUAGCAUAUUUUUAUUUCUAAAUUUUCUUAGCUAUUUACUGUACUUUAUAUGUAAAACAAAGUCACUUUUCUCUGAGUUGUAUUUUCUGUUUUUCCCCCAUGAACAUAUUUUGAUCCCUUCAAUACAUGUAAUAUUGGAAUAAUAAAUGUGAGGCUGUUUUGCAAAAUUUAA
This is a messenger RNA of Physeter macrocephalus (sperm whale), 992 nucleotides long. It is a transcript of the gene FKBP7, whose product is annotated as FKBP prolyl isomerase 7. The transcript is spliced from 5 exons. Gene Ontology annotation, molecular function: calcium ion binding; peptidyl-prolyl cis-trans isomerase activity. Lineage: Eukaryota; Metazoa; Chordata; Mammalia; Artiodactyla; Physeteridae. The record is from RefSeq and is a predicted model, not a curated record. Bases 120 to 824 code for a protein of 234 amino acids.